AUGAACAGUGGAGGUAUUGCAACAGCUUUGUCCGCAACAGCAUUUCCGAUUGUGGAGUCAAGAGUUGAAUCAAACGUGAUGACAUGCGGCGAUGAAAGAAUGAGUGAACGGUGGAAAGAACGGCGUGCGCGAUUUCUUGGCUGCAUUGAAAACACAAAACUGAUUGCGGAACGAACAAAAAAGCGUCAGCAAAAUGCCCGACGAGAACGGCUGGUCAAGGAGAGAGCCGAAAUGGAGAAAUAUCGACGAAGGUUAUCCACUUUUUUAAUUGCUUUUUUUUUCUGGCGCUAA
Gongylonema pulchrum is the source of this 291-nucleotide messenger RNA. The record is from the annotation of a GenBank genome assembly. NCBI's taxonomy places the organism in Eukaryota, Metazoa, Nematoda, Chromadorea, Rhabditida, Gongylonematidae.